Molecule: messenger RNA, 4702 nt
Organism: Macadamia integrifolia
Lineage: Eukaryota; Viridiplantae; Streptophyta; Magnoliopsida; Proteales; Proteaceae
Product: probable sugar phosphate/phosphate translocator At1g06470
Exons: 12
Coding region: 701-2218 (505 amino acids)
Biological process (GO): UDP-glucose transmembrane transport
Cellular component (GO): Golgi apparatus; endoplasmic reticulum-Golgi intermediate compartment; cis-Golgi network
Molecular function (GO): antiporter activity
Source: RefSeq, a predicted model, not a curated record
CGAACCGAUUGAUCAAGAGCUCCGCGUUUCAGCUUUCCUGCUUUGUCGCUGCGAUCACUAUGGCGACACCUCAACGUCGAAUCUUCGCUCUCUUCUUUCCUGUCCUAACUCCUAACAGUCUAUGAUUUGCUGGUCGAUGAAUGCGCGUCCAUCUCUCUUUUCUCCUCGUAAUUGAUUUUUCAAGUUGUUUGAAUCGAUUCUUUGAGAGGUGGGCGUAUUGUGUGUGAAUUAAUUUCUAUGCUACGCAUCACGUGUAUGAGUAUUGGCUACUCUUUUGGAGGAUUUAAUUCGAACAAGUUGAGAUUUUCCCAAUUUUUGAUAGAUUUUUUAAUAGAAGUAAGAGAAGUUUGCCAAGAGUAGGAGCUGUUCUUUUCUGAUUUCAACUGUGAAUUUGAUGAUUUACAAAUGAAGGUUCGAUUUUCUAUUGGGGUUUGUUUUUAUCUGAUUCGUAUUCAGUUGUUCUCAAUUUGAUGGAGCUGUUGAGGGUUUAGCAAGUAUUGAGAUCAGAUCAGGUGUUGCCGGGGCUGUGAUUUCACUUCCUAUAUUUUCUUGGGUUUGGUAGUAUUGAGGUUGGGAGUUCCUGCAAUGUUCUUUCACCUGUCUUGAUUGAAUUGGUGUAUGAACUGAAAGGAAGUUGGAAUUCCUUCCUGACCUUGUGGUAGAUGGUGUGAAUUUGUAUUUGCAAUGGCUAUAACUUAGAAUGCAAAAGGAGAUCGUAGAAACCGAUUUAGAAACAGAAAAGGCUGCAUCUGCUGGAGUUAGUGACAUUCAAGGUGGAAGCCAGGGAUUUCGUAGGGAGCCAUCUUUCUCAGGUUGGUGUGAUGAGAAUGGGAUCAUUUAUUCAACUUGUUCUUCAGACAAAGCUGAUGCAAGUAUAGAAGAUCCUGAUUUUGAAUUGCCUUUGCCUGAAGGUGACGGGCCAGAUAAUGAAUUCUUAGGUGGGGUUAGACAGAAAUUUACGAAAUUUCAGCAGAGAAGUAUGCAUUUGAAUGGAGGUCAUUCCAUUAAUAGUACAGUUUCAUAUAUGGAAAGGAAUGGAAAUGAGACCAACUCUGUGCCUUGUAAUAUUGAAAAUGGCUCUGAGAGCCAACAGAAUGGUUCGCAUUUUAAUGUGGAUGGUGCUGCUACAAGGGGAACACAUAAAACAGUAGCAGAUACUCAAAGCUCUAUUUCCAUAGUCAUUGUUCUUAAGACGUUGUUUUUCGUAUUUGUAUGGUAUGGUUUCAGUACUUGUUUGACUCUAUAUAACAAAACACUUUUAGGAGAUAAUUUAGGAAAGUUUCCUGCUCCAAUGUUGAUGAACACCGUCCACUUUGCAAUGCAAGCUGUUCUGUCCAAUGCUAUUACAUGGUUUUGGGACAAAAGGUUUCAACCCAGAGUAGCAAUGUCAUGGAGGGAUUACUUUAUACGAGUUGUGCCAACGGCUCUUGGAACUGCACUGGAUAUAAACCUGAGCAAUGCCUCUCUUGUUUUCAUUACUGUCACAUUUGCAACUAUGUGUAAAUCUGCGUCUCCUAUUUUUCUGCUCCUUUUUGCUUUUGCGUUCAGGUUGGAGACUCCAAGCAUUAAACUUCUUGGCAUCAUAUUAAUCAUCUCUGUUGGAAUUCUGUUGACAGUUGCAAAGGAAACAGAAUUUGACUUUUGGGGUUUCAUUUUUAUCAUGCUUGCUGCUAUUAUGUCUGGCUUUAGAUGGUCCAUGACUCAGAUUCUUUUACAGAGAGAAGUCUAUGGUUUAAAGAAUCCUCUUACAUUGAUGAGCUAUGUGGCUCCAGUUAUGGCAGUAGCAACUGCUCUACUCUCUCUUAUGAUGGAUCCUUGGGAUGAAUUCAAAAAGAACGAGUACUUCAAUAAUUCAUGGCACGUUUUUCGAAGCACUCUCCUAAUGCUUUUUGGUGGAACCCUAGCGUUCUUUAUGGUUUUGACAGAAUAUAUUCUUGUCUCGGUAACCAGUGCAGUAACUGUAACAAUUGCAGGGGUUGUCAAAGAGGCUGUUACUAUUUUGGUUGCAGUGUUUUACUUCCAUGAUCAGUUUACCUGGUUGAAAGGGAAUGGGCUUGUUAUAAUCAUGGUUGGUGUUGGUUUAUUCAAUUGGUACAAAUACCAAAACCUACAGAAACACCAAGAAAGUGAAGACAAUGAAGCAGGUUUUGUCUCCACCAACGUUGCUGCAAAAUAUGUCAUCCUGGAGGAGAUGGAAGAUCAAGUUGAUGAUGCAUGACUUCUACUGUGAUCAGCUUGGAUUUUUGAACUUAUACAAAGAUGACGAUUGGUGGCGGGCAUCGGCUCAUGAGAGGGAUGGCCUAUUGUACUUUGAUCUUGCCUCCUCAUCUACAAUGGUGUCUGCUACCUCUACUAGCGUUUCUCCUUUACAUUGGUACUACCGGUUGGGGAACUUUUCUCUUACCAAGCUACAACAUAUGAUUCCUGGUUGCAAGUCUAUUUCCCAUAUUGAGUGUGAAGCUUGAUAGCUUGGCAAGCAUCACUGUUCUAUUUUUUCAUCUCGUAGAGAGUCUAGAAGUUGGUCUUUAUUUGAUUUAGUUCAGAUAUUAGGGGGCCAUAUAGGAUCAAAAGUCGGUCUGAUUUUUCUUACUUUGUUUUAUUUAUUGAUGAUCAUUCUAAUGACUUGGUUGUACCUUUUGAAAGAUGGUUCUGAAAUGGUUUGUCUUAAUUUUAUAAUGAAAUAAAAGUUUAGUUUGGUGUUUGUUUGAAAGUUUUGGGUACCGAUAAUGCUCUUCAAGCUUACUCAACAUGGGAUUUCCUCUUUUUGUUCUGACCAUGGCUUGAUUCACCAAACCAGUUGUUCUUACACACCCCAACAAAAUGGUGUGGUUGAGCUUAAAAACUGACAUUUGUUAAACAUUACUAGGUCUUUAAUGUUCUAUAUGAAUGUCCUUAAAAUUUAUUGUUGGGUGGUGCUAUGUUGACCGCCUGUUUUUUCAUUAACCAGAUGUUGUCCUCUAUCCUUCAUAAUAAAACUCCAUUUGCUGUUUUUUUCCCCUAACAACCCCUUGUUUAUUUUAUUUCCUCGCAUCUUUGGCUGUCAAUGUUUUGUGCAUAUUCUUCGUCCUGGCCACGAUAAACUGUCUCCUCCGUCCACAAAGUGUGUCUUUCUCGGUUACUCCUGAACCCAAAAGGGCUACCCGUGCUUUGAUCCUCUUACUCAACAAUUUGUUAGUGCUGAUAUAUAUAUAUAUAUAUAUAUUUUUUUUUUUUUUGAAUACACCCUAUUUUGGUGCCUUUGUUUUUUAUUUGGGUCCUAUCUCGCCUACUACCCCACCAAUUCCUUGGCUCAUUACUCUUGAGGUUUCGGACCACAAGCCUACAAGGUUGCCCUUACAGAUAUACAAUUGUCAUCCUAAGAAAUCAGUGACUCUCCCCGCCAUUCCUUAGCCUCCUCCAUCCGACUCUUUGCCUGGAGAUUCUCCCUCUAAUGCUGAUCUCCCAAUUUCACUUCGGAAAGGUACCCAUUCGGCCAUUCCUAUACUAAGAACUCUUUAGUUAUCUAUCUGAUUGCAAAUUAUGUUUCCAUUUCUCAUCUUCUUUCUUCUCUUCUUCAAUUUCCUUUAUCCCUUACAUCCCACUCCAUUCCUUCCAGUUACAAAGAUGCUAUGCUAACCCUGAGUGGAAUACUGCAGUGGAUGUGGAAAUGGAUGGCUUGCUAUCUCAUAAGACUUCGUCAAUGGUAGACCUACUUCCGGUAAGGACCUUGUAUGAUGUCGUUGGGUGUAUACUAUUAAGUAUAACCUUGAUGGUUCAGUUGAGUGAUUGAAGACUCUUUUUGUUGCUAAGGUUACUCAGACCUAUGGAAUUUACUACUUUGAGACAUUCUCCCCCAUUGCUUGGUUAACUUCUGUGUGCAUCCUGAUAUCUGUGGCUGUAAAUCUUGAUUGGCCCCUUUAUCAAUUAGACAUCAAGAAUUAUAUUUUGUAUGGUGACUUGUAAGAGGAGUUUUAUAUGGAGCAACGUCCUAGGUAUGUUGCUCACGGGGAGGAUACUACCAAAGUUUGUAGGCUGCACAAAGUCAUUUAUGGGCUGAACAAUCCCCACAUGCAUGGUUUGGUACUUUGGUGAAUUUAGCAAAGUUGUUGUUGCAUAUGGUUUUUCUCACUGUUACCUAGAUCACUCGGUUUUUGUUUGUCGUCAUGACUCUAAAGUUAUUAUACUAAUCGUUUAUGUUGAUGACAUCAUUGUUUCUAGCAACAAUUUGUCUAGGAUUGCAUAGGUCAACAGUUACUUACAACAACACUUUCAGAUGGAAGACUUGGGUGCUUUCUACUAUUUCCUUGGUAUUGAGGUCAUCAAAGUAAGAAUGGACUCAGUUUGUCUCAACGGAACUUUGUUCUUGAUCUUCUGAGUGAGACAAGAAUGUUAAGCUAUAAGCCUGUAGAUAUUCUUAUGGACGCUCAUAUCAAACUUGGAGCAUCUAAUGACAAAGAGUUUGAAGAUAAACAUCAACAUCAAGGACUUGUCGGUAAACUUAUAUAUCUUACCGUUACCUAGCCUGACAUCUCCUAUGUUGUUGGUGCCAUUAGUCAGUUCAUACAAACACCUAAGUAAGUUUAUUGGAAGGUAGCUUGUUGUAUAUUGAGAUACCUUAUGGGUGCACCAGGGAAAGGCCUUUUUUAUCGUCGUCAUGGUCACAUUGGUAUUGUUUGUUAUUUCAAUGUUGAUUGGACUGGUGCUGAUGGGGACCAAUGUUCUA